CCGCGCGGUAAGCGAGGACCCGCACAGCCUCAGCCCCGAGUGCGCGAGACGGAGACCCCGCGGCGCGCGGCCCUGGUGCUGAGGAUGAGCAGUCAGAUCACCUGUGUGGCCUGGGUGGCUCGGGGAGCGGCCAGAGAGCUGCCAGAGAAGGUCAAAAUUAACAAGGAGGAGCUGCAACAUUUGAUCAACAGUACAAAAGAGGCGAUUGAAGAUCAGGAGGAUGAAGAGGAGCUCGGAGCUGAUGGUGAGGAGGCAAUGGAACAUGUACAUGAUCCUGACUCCGAGUCAAAGCACAAAGAAGCAGAAGAGGAGAAUAGCAAUGAACAGCAAGAUGACAAUGAUUUAGCAGAUUAUGAUCUGGAAAACUAUGAUGAGGAAGAAGGUGGUAUCAACCUUGGUGACUCCUUGGGAGGACUCGCAGUCUACGCUAGUAAUGAGGAUGAUCCUUACGUCACUCUAAAAAAUACAGACCAGUACGAAGAUGAAGAUUUCCAAAUCAAAUCCACUGACAAUCUGAUCGUAGUAGGCAGGGCAGAUAAAGAUUGCUGCAGCUUGGAAAUACAUGUUCAUAAUCGGGAGGAACAGUCUCUCUACAUACAUCAUGAUAUUAUCUUGCCUGCAUAUCCGCUGUGUAUCGAAUGGCUAAACUUUGAUCCAAACCCAGAAAAAUCAACAGGGAAUUAUGCUGCAGUUGGCAACAUGACGCCAGUGAUUGAUGUGUGGGACCUGGAUAUGGUUGAUUGUCUUGAACCUGUCUUCAGCCUGGGGUAUAAAAAAGCAAAAAGAAAGAAGAAAGGAAAGAAGAACGAAGGAGAGACUAAAGAAGGAACAGAGGGACACACUGAUGCUGUUCUGGACCUUUCGUGGAACCGACACAUCAGGAACGUCCUGGCGAGUGCUUCAGCUGAUAAGACGGUGAUUCUCUGGGAUAUGGCGCAGAAAAAACCUGCAGCUACUCUCUCGAUGCAUACAGACAAGGUACAAGCUCUCCAAUGGCACCCAUUUGAGGCACAGACACUCAUUUCUGGAUCAUUUGACAAGUCAGUGAUAUUAUACGAUUGUCGGAAUCCAAAGGACAACCAUCGCACCUGGCGGUUCAGUGGGGAGGUCGAGAGAGUGAUCUGGAACCAUUUCUCACCCACUUAUUUCUUGGCAUGCACAGAGGAUGGUUUUGUAUACUACCUGGAUGCUCGGGCGGAUAAACCAGUUUUCACAUUGAAAGCUCAUGAUGGGGAAGUAACAGGAUUGGAACUCAGCAGCCAGAUAAAAGGUUGCCUUGUGACAUCGUCUUCUGAUAAACAUGUGAAGAUCUGGGAUAUUUUGGGGAACAAGCCUAGUCUGGUGCACUCCAGGGAUAUGAAAAUGGGUGUUGUGUUUUGUGCAGCUUCGUGUCCCGACUUGGCGUUUUCAUACACUUUUGGAGGACAGAAGGGUGGAGUGCGACUGUGGGAUAUCAGUGAUGUGGCUGCAGUGAACACAGCAUUUGGAAGCCGUGAAAAGCUACAGUUGACAACACCCUGGAGUUCAUCAUCAGUUACCGACAGCGCAACUAACAUUGCUACAGAGAGUGUGAUGGAGUCCUAGUCUGAGUAUUCGACCCUUACAGAGACAUCUUGCAUAAGAACAAUUCAGUAGAUAUUUAUUUUGCACAUCUUUUUAAUUCGGGAAAUGCAGUGGUGUUUUGCUGGACAUUAUCUCACAGUUGUGCCAAAUUGCUGUUGGCCCGACAAUGUUGAUUAUGUGUGGAAAAGAAGAUAGACCAAUGUAACGAUUGAAAUUUCUCACUUAAAAAGUUUUAGAUUGUUGUCUUAAAAUGAAUCAUCUGGUAUCAUCUGGUGUUCAAUUAUUUUAGUGGUUACUACACAAACUUGUUUAAUGUUACAGAAAAUCGACUUCCAAGACUGGAAUGGAAUACUGGUAACCCAAAUUCUGCACAAUCUUACAUUUUAAGACAGUAAUAGCUUAAUAGUUGAGAAAUUUCAGAUCCUGGAUUAUCAGUUUUUAUAAAAAAAANUUCCAGUGUGAUAAUUAAAUAUUCUAAACAAUAUUUUGCCUUAUGUACAGUUAUUGUGUUCAGUACAAUAAAGAUCACUGCAAAAGUA
This is a messenger RNA of Callorhinchus milii (elephant shark), 2102 nucleotides long. It is a transcript of the gene pwp1, whose product is annotated as PWP1 homolog, endonuclein. The transcript has 15 exons. Gene Ontology annotation, cellular component: nucleus. NCBI's taxonomy places the organism in Eukaryota, Metazoa, Chordata, Chondrichthyes, Chimaeriformes, Callorhinchidae. The coding region runs from base 85 to 1584 and encodes 499 amino acids. Gene Ontology annotation, molecular function: protein binding. The record is from RefSeq and is a predicted model, not a curated record. Gene Ontology annotation, biological process: rRNA processing.